Molecule: messenger RNA, 3969 nt
Organism: Stylophora pistillata
Lineage: Eukaryota; Metazoa; Cnidaria; Anthozoa; Scleractinia; Pocilloporidae
Biological process (GO): regulation of gene expression
Cellular component (GO): nucleus
Source: RefSeq, a predicted model, not a curated record
GAACCAGGAAAUCCUGUGCAACCAGUUUCCAGGGAAGCAACAAAUACAAGACAAUUUUCUCACGGAAAUAUUUCCACCAUGGCGAGGUUACCACUCUCAAUAAAACCGCCAUUCGAUCCCUCACAAGGGACAUCAUCAGUGAUAACACAGCCUGGGCAGCCUGCUAGCCUUGCAACACCUCUAACACUUGCAAUCUCACCUGAAUCUGACACAAGAAAUUCUGCAAAUCACAGAGAAAAUGACAGCGGUUCUUUGCUUUUGGCAAGAAGAAGAGAUGGUACUUAUUUCCCCUCUCACUCAAGCAUUCUUUCAAUUUCACGUCGCAAGAAGACAGCUCGAAAAUCAGUUUUCCAACGUAAAGUCUCUCCAACCUCCAGUCCUAAUCCUAUGCUGCAUAGGAAGGCCAUGCAUGGAGAAGUAAUUUAUUCAACCAAUUUACUGUCCAGGAAAAACAGGGAAGGUUUUGAUGCAGCUGCAAAUGAGUCUAUGAAUCAUCCUGAAGCAGUUGAUUCCCCAGGACUGUGUGACAGCACUGAAAAUGGAAACUAUCGCCCUUCCCUUCACGGAACAGGGGAAGAGAUGGAAACAGAAAGCAAUCAUAGAGACAUCUAUAGCAGUGAUACUGUAGCAGCAUUUUCAGUUGAAGAUUCAGCAGGGUUUCCCAAUUUUCCAAAUCUUGAAAGCUCUUCAACAAAUGGGUCAAGCCCUGCCAUCAGUGAUGGCCAUCCAGCUGUUAUUGAUAUCCACAGUGACUCAAGGGAGACAAGUGGUGGAGAAAAUGACUCAGACUCAAACUUUGUUAGUUCAGAGAACAGUCCUCCACAAAACCAUGCCGCCCAAAUGAAGAGCUCACAUAGAAAUGGUCAGCAAGGUUCUCACAUACUAGAUAUCGAUGAAGCACAGUCCUUCCAUCCAAAAACGGCAAUUGUAGUCUUACCAAACACAAUCCAAGUUAAGACAGAACCCAAUGAAGUUCUUUCCAUGUCAAAUGGCCACUCACCAGAGCCAAAUACUGAGGAGAGAAGUCAACCACACUUGCGUAGUAGUCCUGAAAGAGAAAAUAGAAGCUUGGGUCCCUCUGUGCAGAAUUAUACCUUUAGUCAACAAGUCUUACCAACAAGUUCUCAAGAUGGCCUUCCCAAUUCAGCACCUGUUCAUUCAGGUCCAUCUCUGCCGCAAGUUGUUGAUGUUGUUGGUGCUUGUCCAGAUCAGGAGGACCAUACAGAGAGCUCAGCAACACAUCCUCCAGGUGGACCUUACCAGGACAUGAAGGAGUACAGUUGUGACAUAUGCCAUAAGCAGUUUGACUCUGCGAACUCUUUACUUCGCCAUAAACGUUCCCACACUGGAGACCGGCCCUACAUCUGUAAAAUCUGUGGGUGGGGCUUUAACUUAAGUGGCAAUUUGAACCAGCAUCUAGCAAUUCACCAAAAGGUCAAGCCUUUUAAGUGUGUCUACUGCGGGAAAACCUUUGCUCGUUCCAAUGUGUUGAAGGCUCAUGUCCGAUGCCAUACAGGAGAACGGCCGUUUCAGUGCCAGUUAUGCGGAAGCAAGUUCAUCAUUGGUCAUAACUUAAAGAAACAUAUGGUGACCAGACAUGGAGUCAAGGAAGAUGACAGAAUCUUUUCACAAAAUGAUGCCCCCGAGGACAACGGGAGAUCUCACAGUAGCGUGUUCUCACAAAAUAGUACCUCGGAAAUCAAUGGUAGGUAUCAAAGAAGUGACAACAGUGAAAAUGUCAGCAUACCAAAGUCGCAAUCAUAAAGAUAUAAUGUUGUAUUAACUAUUUUUCUCUGAAUGCUGUUAAAAGAUUAUUUUUAAUGCAUGAGAUAUCUACCAGACAUUAUCUGAGCUUCUUACACUUUUAAACCAAUUUUAGAGAUUUUACUUUGAUUAUAUAUAUUAAGUUUAUCUUAGGAUAAUUUAUUUUCUCCAAAGUAUGAAAAUAGCAAUUAUAAAUUUUGAGAAAUCGUUUGGUCAUUAAUUAAUUUUGGUCAUAACACACUAACAAAAUAAAGACAAAUACAUUGACCGUUUCACUCCCAGGAUUGACCAAGCCUUACUUUCUCCAGACAAUAUCCACAUAUUUUCAAACAUGAAGGUGAUGAGUUGUAUAAAGCAUCAACUUAGGGAUAUCACAUGAUUUCUCACCAAAUUCUCAGAUCUGAAACAUAAGAGAUGUGUGGCAGUCAGUGUGGAGAAUUGAUAUUCAGAUCUUGGGAGUGAAAUGGUUCUUAGUGUGAAAGAUGCAUGUCUUAUUAACAGCUUUCUCUUUCUAUUGGGAAAACAGACAGCAUGAGUGCUGUUCUAUAUUUUAUUGAAAUUAUUUAAGAAGACUCACGAAUUAGUGAUGAAAGAUUUAUAAAAGAGGGAAAGUAUCACCUUUUUUUUUUUGUUGUUUUUCUGUGCUAAUUUUUGUUCCCUUCAUUGUUCUAGUAUUGCAUUUAAAAUUGAUUUUAAACAUUCAGAUGUAAAGUUUUAAGUAAGGAAAUUAUGUUUAAAUAAAUGGGUUUUUGUAUAUCCAAAGUAACUUGUAAUCAUUUCACAUUGAAGAAGAGGAAAAUAUUAUGAUUAGGUAGCAAAUCUGCUGGUGUACUCUCAGUGAUCCAGGGGUUUCAGAGAAAGCCUGUUGCCAUUUGUCUACUUCUGCCUGUAAGACCUUUCACUGUCAUCCGUCUAACCUGCAAGCAGACUUGUGUUUGGGUUUAUCCUUACAGGACAGCUGUCUGUUAGACCAUGGGCAGCCUCUUAUGGGAAAGGUUACUGAAACCCCUGCUGUUCGCAGAAGUUAUUAUUUAUCUAUGACUUGAUACUAUUGACUCCCCUGAGUGAACAAGACAUAAUUUCUCCUUACAAUAUCAAUACAAUAUCAAGUAGACAAGUGAUGAGAAUAAAGAAACACCAUUAGUUGAUCCAAUACCAAAUUCUCUGAUCUAACAUCAUGAUAAUUGUCUGGAAGACAGUAAGGAGAAUUACUAAUGAGAUCUUUGGGGGGGAGAGUCAAGCGGAAACUUGACACACAGUCAGCUCAGAGGUGUGCAUAAGUUUCAGGCUUUAUCUUAAUCGAGUAAUAGUGAAUUUUGAUGAAACUUUUCACAAUGAAUGUACAUGGACACUGUAUCACAUAGACAUUAAUAUAAAUGAGUAUUCAAAUUUUAUUAUGUUUUAAGAGAGUGUUGCUUUAUUUUUUAAUGGAAGGCAUUGAAUAUAUUAAGCAAUUGGCGAAGCUAGGAAAGGUCUUGGGAGAAACAAGCAAGUACACAGGGUUGUCAUUAGAAAAUGUAAUGGUUGUAUGAUCUGACUAAGGCAGCUGAAUUGAAUUAUGCUUCAGAAGCAAGCAUGAUGUCAUGUACAAAGUGAAAUGCCCUUUCUAGUUGAAGCUAUAUGAGAUGCGAUCUAGGAUCAGUUCAGUAACCAGCAUAAAUUGGUCUGACAUCUACUGGGUUUCGCCCUCCUGCCGGCUCCUAAUGACAACUCUGAAUAUCAGCCAUAGAGGAUACUUUCUGCUACAACAUUUCAGGCUUUGCAUUAGCUGUACCAUCUAAUAAAAAUCCUAAUUUAUGUUAAAAUCAAGGAAUUAUUGUAUUUAGAUUUUAACCAAUUUAAAGUAUGCACAUGUUUAUUUUAUGACUGUAAUUUUUAAAUGGAUUGUUUUGUUACUGUGUAAUAUAUGCUGUCAAGUUAACUUUAUUUUUCCAAACAAAUAUUCUUAAUAAUAAUAUUGUUUCUUGGUCCAAAACUUGUUGCUGUGACAGAAAAGUGUCUUGUUGUGUAUUUAUAACAUAAUCACAGAAUUUAUGUAGACAGAGAAUUAUAAUUUCACUAAAACAGACUAUUUUUCCAUUUUUUGUGUACUCAAUAAGUAUUUCCUGUCAGAUAUUUUGCUAUAUUUAUUGCCAUCCUGAAGAACCAGGGAAACUUCAAAUAGCACUGAAUGCCAGCUAAAGUAAUAAAAGAUUAUUAAAGGCC